Symbiodinium necroappetens is the source of this 765-nucleotide messenger RNA. Lineage: Eukaryota; Dinophyceae; Suessiales; Symbiodiniaceae. The record is from the annotation of a GenBank genome assembly.
GAUGAUUGGGCUUCAGUUCUGGGCGUGUUGGACGCGGACUAUGACCGGGUCGUGUACUUCGAGAGCUUGGCUCUGCCUUUCGGCGCCAGCAGCGCGCUCACAGGUUUUAAUAGGGCUGCUCGGGCUCCGCGCAUCAUCAUGUCCCGGCUACUGUACCUUGUAAACACCUCCUUCUUCGACGAUUACUGCCAGUUGGAGGUUGAAGCUUUGACAGGUUCUGCCGACCAGACUGCCCUUGACCUCUUGGCCUUGUUGGGAUGGGAGGUGUCGGGUGGUGACAAGCUGAAGCCUUUUGAUGUGCAGUUCACCGUGCUCGGGGCCGUGGUGUCUUUUGAGGAAGCGCAGAGGGGUUUGAUCAGGGUCAGGAACAAACCCGGCCGGGUCGAUGAUGUCCUGGGCUUAUUCCACCGCCUGCGUGAGGACCCCGUCGCAAAUGCUCGUAUCUUGCCUUCGCUGAAGGGUAGGCAAUCUGGGGCCAAGGUCACGCAGCAAGUGUUGGAUGCCGUGGAUAGUGCAGUGGAUAUGAACAGGCGGGUUUUGGGUUUUGUUGACAACGAGGCGGCUAAGUCUGCUUUGAUCCGCAAUUAUUCUCCUUUGGUGGACGCGACUGCUAUGUUGUCCGAGGUUGCAUCAUGGGACAUGUUUCUUGGAUGUCUUCCCUGGUACUGCCGUGUGCCGUCCAAGAGCAACAUUGCCGAUGCCGCUUCCCGGCUUUCCUUUGGGGAGUGCGAGGAGUCCUUCCGAAAGAUCGAGCCGAUGUAUUAG